UUUCGUGAUUAUAUUAAUUAUCUUCUUAAUUGUGUUUUUUCUCUCUCUUCUUUCAUAUUUCAAAAAGUCUCUUUUGACCAUCUUCACCUUCUCCUUCUUCUUCCCUUCUUCGUCGUCCCUGCCCCAUUCCUUCCUCUCUUUCUCUCUCUCUUCUUUCUCUCUCUUAAUCAUCUACACCUCAUACACGGUUUCAUUUCUCAAUGAAUGAUAAUUUUUCUCAUAUAUCCAAUUUUUUCCAUUGCUUUUGAUCCAUUUUUCAAACACCAUGGGUUUAUGUUUUUCAUCCACAAAAGUAGUUAGCGGCUCUAACGGCAAUACAACGAAUAAUGAUAACCGUAAACGGAAUUCGUCGACCUCCACGGAAACCGUUACCGGGACGUCAACGAAGGCAGGGGCGGCGUCGGUACAGAAACAUCUGGUGCCGAGCUCUGGUCAGCGGAGGAGAGGACCGGAUGAAGGCCAGAAGAAAGGUAAUCCAAGUCAGCAAACGAAGCCGAAAGAUAAAGUUAGUUCGCGGCAUGUUCCGUGUGGGAAGCGAACGGAUUUUGGUUAUGAGAAGGAUUUUGAUAAGAGGUUUACGCUUGGGAAAUUGCUGGGACAUGGACAAUUUGGUUAUACUUAUGUUGGAAUUGAUAAAUCUAAUGGAGAUCGUGUUGCUGUUAAGAGACUAGAGAAAGCAAAGAUGGUUCUCCCCAUUGCUGUUGAAGAUGUAAAGAGAGAGGUCAAGAUAUUGAAAGAACUUACCGGCCAUGAAAACGUGGUUCAGUUCUAUAAUGCUUUUGAGGAUGAUUCAUAUGUGUACAUAGUUAUGGAGUUAUGCGAGGGGGGAGAACUACUAGACCGGAUACUGGGCAAGAAGGACAGCCGUUAUACUGAAAAAGAUGCUGCAGUGGUUGUAAGGCAGAUGCUGAAGGUUGCAGCUCAAUGUCAUUUACAUGGUUUAGUACAUCGCGACAUGAAGCCAGAGAAUUUUCUUUUCAAAUCAAACAGAGAAGAUUCAGCUUUAAAGGCUACUGAUUUUGGUUUGUCUGAUUUCAUAAAACCUGGAAAGAGGUUUCCAGAUAUUGUUGGAAGUGCUUACUACGUCGCACCAGAAGUGUUAAAACGGAAGUCUGGCCCUGAAUCGGAUGUAUGGAGUAUUGGUGUGAUUACAUAUAUAUUGCUUUGUGGGAGACGGCCAUUUUGGGAUAAGACUGAGGAUGGUAUCUUCAAGGAGGUCUUACGGAAUAAGCCUGAUUUCCGGCGGAAACCAUGGCCAACCAUAAGUACUGCUGCAAAAGAUUUUGUGAAGAAAUUGUUGGUAAAAGAUCCUCGGGCAAGAUUAACUGCUGCUCAGGCUCUAUCACAUCCAUGGGUUAGAGAAGGAGGAGAGGCAUCCGAGAUUCCGAUUGAUAUAUCUGUCCUAAAUAACAUGCGACAGUUUGUAAAGUAUAGUCGAUUGAAACAAUUUGCAUUGAGGGCAUUGGCCAGCACACUUAACGAAGGUGAGUUUUCUGAUCUAAAAGAUCAGUUUGAUGCAAUAGACGUGGACAAAAAUGGCGCUAUUAGUCUUGAAGAGAUGAGACAGGCUCUUGCUAAAGAUCUCCCAUGGAAGUUGAAAGAAUCCCGGGUAUUAGAGAUAUUGCAAGCGAUAGACAGCAACACAGAUGGACUAGUAGAUUUUACCGAGUUUGUAGCAGCUACAUUACAUGUGCAUCAAUUGGAGGAACAUGACUCUGAUAAGUGGCAGCAACGGUCACAGGCUGCUUUUGAGAAAUUUGACUUAGAUAAGGAUGGCUAUAUUACUCCAGAGGAACUGAGAAUGGUUGGUCUUUCUCAAUCUCCCUUAACAGUUUUGCAUACUGGUAUGAGAGGCUCCAUUGAUCCUUUGCUUGAGGAAGCCGAUAUUGACAAAGAUGGAAAGAUCAGCUUACCAGAAUUUCGGAGACUUUUAAGAACUGCAAGCAUUGGUUCUCGAAAUAUAAAUAGCCCGUCUCACCGUAACAGAAGGGCCUAGGUUAGAAGUGUUUCAGAGGCGGAGAUGAUUCAGAUUUGGGAGUGGUGGAGUUUCCUUUUAAGAUGAUCUCCUGUGCAGAUUGUGUUGAAGCCAUUGAGAUAUUUGUUCUGCAAAUUUUGCACUCUCUGGCCAUUUUAUGGAACACUAAAACUACAGUAAUAUUGACUAUGGCGUCUCGAAGAGGAUUGUGUUAAAAGCUUAGUCUAGAGGACUCUGUCAAGAAGUGUUUCAUACAGUGUGUAUAGACCCUGCUUGGAUUGGCUUCAGGUAUCAAAGUUGAGAGUUUCCAUCAGUGUACAUUAUUUUUUAAGUGUCAGGGUUUUCUGGAUUUACUUGUGCCAUAACAUGUAAUGUGUAACUAUAAAUAAAAAUCUUUUAUUCUAUCCAAAAUGAGAAAAAAAGAAGGAAGAACCAGAGUAAUAUAUUUAGAUUUUUAGA
Lathyrus oleraceus (garden pea) is the source of this 2434-nucleotide messenger RNA. RefSeq names its product calcium-dependent protein kinase 28. The record is from RefSeq and is a predicted model, not a curated record. Gene Ontology annotation, biological process: protein phosphorylation. NCBI's taxonomy places the organism in Eukaryota, Viridiplantae, Streptophyta, Magnoliopsida, Fabales, Fabaceae. Gene Ontology annotation, molecular function: protein kinase activity; ATP binding; calcium ion binding. The transcript is spliced from 12 exons. Bases 266 to 1996 code for a protein of 576 amino acids.